GUUAUAUGUACUGGUCAGACUGGGGAUCUCAUCCUAAACUGGAGCGUGCCUGGCUGGAUGGCACACAUCGUGAAGUAUUGGUCAACACCUCCAUUCAAUGGCCCAAUGGUCUAGCUCUAGACUAUAUAGAACGUAAAGUAUACUGGGCUGAUGCGAAACUCGAUAAAAUUGAAGUAUGUAAUUUAAAUGGGAGUGGUAGACGUGUAGUACUUGAUAAAGAAGUGCCUCAUAUCUAUGGUUUUGGUCUUAUUGGGAAACACCUAUAUUGGACGGAUUGGCAACGGCGUAAUCUUCAGAAGAUUCAUGUUGAUAGCUCACAAAACAAAGAUAUUAUUGCUGAGUUACCUGCUGUGAUGGGACUCAAAGUUGUUGAUAUGAAUCUCAAAUAUGGUAAGUGCACCAUGAAUUGCUGGGAGUUGUUUCAUUGUGAUUUUUUACCUGUUGAGGCUGUCAACUCGAAUACCGAAUAACCAGCUAUUUUUAAUUCUCGUUAGCAAAACUUUGGUAAUUGUUUAGCCGAUCUUGUUUUCUCUACUACAAGGUAUGAGCUAAUAUCCUACUUGUGGAGAGGCAAUCAGAUCGCAGAAUAGCUCAUAUCCGGUAGUUGUCUAUGUAGUAAUGUGUGCUGUAAUAUACACUGUAAUUGACAAAGGCGAGAUGAUUACAAGCCUAUAUUCACUGAGCCGAAGGCGAAUUGUUAUGGUAUAAUUUCAGUAUUGAAAAAGUUUAUUGAUACAGCGAAUACGUCAACUAAUAUGUACACGUGUUUAUUUUAUGGAUAUAAUUUGCAUAAAUAUUUUACUUCCGCCUGAUUUUCAGCCAUUUUUUUUAGGAAAAGCAGUAGGUACUGCUCAGAGCUCAGAGUAGUCUGUGCAGUGUAACUAUUGCCUCAAAGGUACUGCUGAGGGAGCCAAUCAGAAUGCUCAAAGGCCAUUUUUCAAUAGUAAAGUUAUACUAAUGUACAAUAAUAAUAAAAUAUGAUUUGAACAUCUAAAUUCCGAGACGCUUGCAUGUGCUAAUGCUUAUUUUUGGUCGUGUGAACCAAUCUUUUUGAUUCCACGAAAGAUAAAGCAUUUUUCUAUUCUUUGACCAGGUGGUAACGACUGUCAAAAGAACAAUGGUAACUGUUCUCACCUGUGUUUGUAUACACCAGUUGGAGUGCAAUGUGAAUGUCCAAUGGGACUGGAAUUGACUAAAGAUAAUAUGACAUGUGUUGGUAAGUACAGUACAAAUGUGUUGGUAACCUCUCCACCUAACUCCGCUAUACGCAGGAUAGACAUUUUUAGAUCAUUGUUAACUACAAAUACAUUCUAAAAAUAUAUUUCGACGAUAGGAUUUUUUCUUUGAAAAAAAAAACACUUAAAGAAAUACGUAACAUGUUUCUAGCUUGUCAACAAUCCAAAGUAACAAUAAACUUAAAUUUUAUUAAUUUGAAAAAAUGCUGUGGAAACUGCCAAAAUUGCUGUGGACAGCUGUUACGUUCUACCGCAAUUUUUAACGCCAUUGCCGUCGAUUGAUUUCAGGGAAAUUCGAGGCCUGUACAGUACUCAUUACUACUCAAUCUUGUUUAGUUUAUUUACAGUAGCUCCAGAAACCUUUCACCUCUUUCGCAUGAAAAUAUUGUCGAAUAUCAAUCAUUUUCUUUUCUUUCCUUCUCUUCGAGUGCUUUUUCUCCAGGUCAUCCGGUUUACCUCCCUCACCAAAAACUAACCCUUAUUUCGUCAUUGAUUGGUGAACGGAUUUCCCUGUUCCCAAUUGAUAGGGGAUCCAAGGUACAGUACCUACGAUUUAACAUCCUUAACCAAGAAGACACGAAAGUCUAACCAUUUGCUGAUUGAUGUUAAUGUAAAAGUAGCUCUUUCGCCUCAAUUAUUUUAAGACCUUGAGUAGAGGUUCGAUGAAGGAUAAAAGCCGGGUCUCCCAGCUUGAAGCGCAAACACGGCGACCAUGAAACAAUCAUACUUUGCGUAGCUGAUUUCAAUUAAAGCUAAUCCAAUUUGUUGUAGUUCCAGAAGCGUUUCUUCUCUUCUCUCGUAUGAAAAGUAUUCGUCGCAUCUCUAUUGAUACCAGUAAUGGAGAUAAACCUAUACCAAUACCUGGCAUUGUGGACGCAAAUGCAGUAGAUUUUCACAUCAACCACAGCAAAGUAUUUUGGACUGAUUUGGAAGCAAAGAAAAUUAGCAGAGCGUUUAUAAAUGGUAGCCAAGCAGAAGUAGUUAUUGAUGUUGACUUAAUAUGGCCGGAUGGGCUGGCUGUGGAUUGGGUGGCAAAUAAUAUUUAUUGGACAGACUCCCACUUAGAACGCAUUGAAUGCUCGCGUCUUGAUGGACGGUAUAGGAAAACUUUGAUUUGGAAAGGAUUGAAUGAACCGCAUUCACUAGCUUUGGAUCCUGGCAAAGGGUGAGUCAUGUUUUAUUUACUUACCGUAAAGUGCUCCAGUACAUAAUGUAGCUCAGGCAUUAUCAGGGCCACCGAAAUGUUGUGUAACUUUCCCAGGUGCCCUAUGACGUCAUUGUGAAACAAGAGAAGCGGUGUUUCAUGAUAUAUUACACUUUAUUGCCUAGGCUAGGAUUUAUAUUCUCGGUUAAGCAAUCAUGUACUGUACAUGUAUCAAGUAAAUUUAAAGGACUUACAGUAGUCGCUUUGGGGUCCCUUUUGAGUUGUGGGUCUGGGUCAAAAUGCCCCCCCCCCCCCGCUUUUCUCUCGGAGACGCUCAGAGUCAUUAUAAAGGACCUUUGCUCGAAGUUCUCCUUGUAUUUUUCAGACACUUAUAUCCCUAUCAAUCCGUAGCUUUCUUAUUAUCAGUGAAAAAGAUUAAUUCAUCCCUUUUUCGAGUCGAUUACGCUGUACAACAACGAGCAUUAAUUACGAUUAUUGGGGCCGGUUGUACGAUGACCGGAUAGUGCUAUCUACAGGAUGGUGAUUUUUCAAUAUGGAGCUGGCAAUUAAUGAAAACAAAACUUUACUGUAGUUUGAUCUGGGUUAUACCAACAAACGGCCAAUUUCAGAUACAUGUAGCAUGAAAAAAUCACUACGCAGUGGAGACCGCGUACCGGCUCAUCUGGUGCAUAUAAAUUAAAGUUCCAUAUAAUUAAUUGUGAGGUCCCUAUUCGUUGUUUUCUUGCUUUUCAAGCAUAUUUAGAGCGAUAGAAAAAUCACUAUCCGGUGGAUAUAGCGCUCUCUGGUUUUCGUACAACCAACGCGUGGUUACUAAGUAAACCUUGAUUUGAUGUAGGUAUAUGUAUUGGACGGAAUGGCGAGAUUCAGCUGCUAUACUACGCGCUAAUAUGGAUGGUACUGACAUGAUAAUAUUGAUACAAAACCACACUCUCAUGGCGAGACCUAGAGCUUUGGUUAUUGACUUCUUUGAAGAUAUUAUUUAUUGGACGGAAGAACAUUUAAAUUGUAUAUCACGAGCAAGGAUUGACGGUACAGGCCUAGAGAACGUGAUCUCGUCAUCUCUCCCGCAUCCAAACUGCCUAACACAAUAUAAAGACUUCAUUUACUGGGGAGACCAAGACGAUCAAACAAUCUCCAGGGCUAGUAAAAAGAACGGUGGAAACCGCACCAGGAUAGAGGGUAAUAUAGGAUAUAUCAUGGAUAUGAAGAUAUUUCAUAAUAGCCGUCAAAUAGGCUGGAAUGAAUGUGGAGAUAAUAAUGGCGGCUGCAGUCAUCUUUGUUUGGCGUUACCGCAGGAGAAGUAUACAUGUGCAUGUCCGAACCACUACACGUUGGACAAUAAGACGAAGACGUCAUGUAUCAGUAAGUAUUAGUGUUCGCCAUGAGAUUACAAGUACAAGAUUCGUUCAUAGUGAGCUUGAGCAAGCGACGUUUUUGUCAACACGGACGUCGUCCGAAAAUGGGUAUAAUUCAUUUUAGCGACAAAAACGUCGUUUGCUUAAGCUUGCUAUUUACUGCCAGUCACCAUCAAUGUUAUGGUCGUAACGAAAUUCUCGUUUGCCUGCGCACGGGAAACGUACGUCACUGGCAAUACGCAAUCUAUGCAUAAUAUAGUUAUACUAUUUCAUGAAAUAACUAUAUUAUGCCUACGAUUGCGUGUUGCCAGUGAUGUACGUCGCCCGCGCGCAGGCAACGAGAAUUUCGUUACGACCACAACAUUGGUCUGCUUAUGCAGUCGCGUCAUAUUUCUCUAUCGUGAUAGUCUGCUUGCAUAACGAUGGUCAACGUUACAAGAAUGCUUAAUUCCAGUAUAAUUUUAUCAGAAACUACUCAUUUUUCCGGGGACUGCGGGUUUCUUUCGUAAUAUUAGUACGUUUGGCAACGGCAACGAGGACGUGCUCAUUAACCGAAUUUUCAAAUGCGAUUGAGUAUUCUAUGACGAACUGCUACGUUAUUUGCAUAAUUUUCAAGCCCACGAACACACCGUCAGUUAAGGUUACAGAACACCUUUGAGUGUUAAUUUUGUCUAAGAAAUUUUUAUUGGUUUCCAUGAAAGCAUUAGAUUAAUUCUAAUAUCUGACCAAGUUUCGACGAAAAAUGUUGAAAACUCGCAGAGUUAUUUAAUAAAAUACAUUUCGCUUGCAAUAAGAAAAACAUUGAAAAUGUAAUAUUCAAAUUCAAUUUUCUCCCGAAGAAUUUUACGGCAAUUACUGAUUUUCAAACGAGUUGUGCUCCUGUGGGUUUUAACGCAUUUCUCUCAAACUUUCACAGGAGAUAGCUAAGGACGUCAGUUUCAAAAUUGUGUUCGGCUUUGUUCUAAUUUUGGAUAUUUUAAUAAUGAGGAGCAAUUCACACAAACGAUUCAGAAAUAUAUUGCAGUCGUCAAAGAAAUCGCCAUUUCAGCGGAACGACGAAAUAAACAAAAAUUUCCGAACACAAUUUUUUAGAACAACUAUUUUACUGUAUAAAACAUAACUCAAAAGCGUAAAGGUAUACCGCGACGUAAGAUUUUCCUGAAUAAUUCUUACAUUAUUUUAUUGUUUAUCAAUUUUACAACUUUAUCAUAUUUUGCAUGCACUGGCUAACAUUUGGUGAAAAUUUGAUGAAAAUCGGACUGAUUUUGAGCGCGCAGUAGCAAUUUUCCACAAAACGCCAAAAAGGGUGUCCUGUAACCUUAAGGCCCGGUCAAACUACACAACGAUAACGAUACGAUAAAUUGUAAACACGCGAUAAUAGACCUUUCCGGUAAUUACGUCACAGCUACACUUAGGACCACCUUAAAUGGAAUGGAUUUCAAGUUUUUUUUCUCACUGGCUAUGCGCAUAGAAGCAGAGAGCCUCUUCCUUUAACACAAGCAUGAAAAAGAUGACAACACAUGCAGAGAAAAAAACUCCAUUCCAUUUAAGCGUGAUUUACAGUAAGGUAGUCCUAAGUUGAAAACAAUGUAGCUGUGGCGUAAUUACCGGAAAGGUCUAUUGGCAAAAAAAUUGUGUUAAUGUCCACACUACAACGAAAAUGAUAAAAUUAUCGUUUGACGAUAACGAUUAUGGGAUCGCUCACCGGAGCGAUUUUUUUUUAGUCGGACGAUAACGAUAAAUUUUUUACCAAUCAGCGCGCGUAUACAAGUUAUCGUAUCGUUAUCGUUGUGUUUAAACUUAAACCGUUGGAAGUCAUUUUGGAAAAAUUGAGACGGAAAACUGUAACUCUCUGUUGCCAGGUUCGUACUGCACGAGUUUCUUGUUUCUAAUGUGAAUGCUGCUAAUGCGAAUUUCUUUACUGUAGGUCCUCAACUAUUUCUGCUCUACAGUGGUGAGCAAAGAGUACGCAGGCAAACUAUGGAUCACGCCGACAAUUUUGACGUUUUCUUGCCACUAAAUAUUCAAAAUAAAGUACGAGCAUUGGAAUACGAUCUGACGACUGAUAUGAUAUACUGGAUUGAUGCGUAUGAUGACCAUGCGAACAUUUACAGAAGUUUUCCAAAUGGUACACAAAAAGAAGAAAUAGCAACCUCGGAUGAUAAAGAAGUGUUGACAGCACCACUAGACAUCGCUCUAGAUCCCUAUGGUAAACAGUUAUACUGGACGGAUGAUAUUUCUAAGAAUAUUAAAGUUACCAGUUUAACAACAAAUGUAGUUGGUACGCUAGUAAGCGGUGAACUUGGCAAUCCAACAUCAAUUGCAUUGGAUCCAAAGAGAGGGUAAGCCAUGGAAACGAAUUUAUACUUGUAUAUGAAUUAUCAAACUAUUUUAGACCUGUUUGUAUGCCUUGUGAUCAGUGCGGCCGAGGAGGGGGGCAGUUUGCCCCAGCCCUUACAGUAGCUCCAAAGGAGCCCACAGCUCAAAAGGGAGCCCAGAACGACAAACUCCCAGCUGGAUAAUAUGCAAUAAAGUGCAAUGUAUAUUGUAAGACAUCGCUUCUCCUAUUUUACAAUUAUGCCGCAAUCUCGUACCCAGAGCAAUGCCUGUGCGCGGGCUAGGAUGGCAUUGUCUCUGGGGAAAUUGACAACCGGAGCCCCUAAAUUUAAGAGUUCCGGUUCUAUGUCGGCAUGUACGAUUGAUAAACGUUAAACCAAUCGCAGCUCAGGAAAAAUUCAAUUUCCCCAGAUCCAAUGCCAUCCUAGCCCGCGCACAGGCAUUGCUUUGGCUACGAGAUUGAUUAUGCCGUCAUAGGUCCCCCUGUAAAGGUGUUGCCACGUGUAACCUUUCAGCGGCCGUGCUUGCGACAAUCUGUAGGUUUGAAAAUAAGGGUUUUGAAGUUGUUUGUUUACAAUAGUAUACUUACUGUACCAUAUACCUAGUACAUAGUUCGGUGAAUAUUUCUAGAUAAUGAAACUACGUUAACGAGUUUAAAGUGCCUAUGUCAUGGUCAGAGAAAUAAUUGAUGUGUUUCAAUUAGGUUAUUCUAAGAGUUUUUGUAAUAUACUUUGUAAUUAGAAAAUUUGAUAUUCAUGGACUUUUUGGCGCUCAAAGUGUUGUUGUUGUUGUUGUUGUUGUUGUUGUUGUUGUUGUUGUUGUUGUUGUUGUUGUUGUUGUUGUUGUUGUUGUUGUUGUUGUUGUUGUUGUUGUUGUUGUUGUUGUUGUUGUUGUUGUUGUUGUUGUUGUUGUUGUUGUUGUUGUUGUUGUUGUUGUUGUUGUUGUUGUUGUUGUUGUUGUUGUUGUUGUUGUUGUUGUUGUUGUUGUUGUUGUUGUAAACGUAUUCAAAACAAAAUUGUAACUACGCUAUUUCUUUAGGUAUAUGUAUUGGACAAACUUCACGGACAAAACAGCAAGUAUUGAGAAAGCGAGAAUGAGUGGUGGACGUGAUCAAGAUGAACAAGUAUAUAAUAAAGAUGUUAACAAUGUCGAGCUUGGACCAUUGGUUGUUGAUCCUGAUGGAGAGUUUCUCUAUUUCGUUGAAAAGAAGAGCCAGAAAUUCAUCAGACUUUCUUUGAAAGGUAUGCUCAUUUAUUUAGCCGCCUGUCGAGAGCUGCCAAUUACAGAUGUUUAUAUUAAAAACCUCGCGGUGUAUAACAGCAAGACCUUGCAGUGAAAACUGAACGGAGCAGUAUCGACAAUUUGUACUUUUUGGCUUUAGAAUGCUAUAUAUGUUACGAAUGAAUAUAGUUGUAAUUCACUCUCAUCUUCCGCUACCCAAACAAUUUUUAAUCGGAAGAAGAAUUCUGUAUAGAAAAUGUACAGUGAUUAAAUUUUAUUACACUGAUUCAGUUAAAAAUGAAGAACUUGAUAAAUAAGAAUCAUUAUACCGAAAUACCGUGCGAUUUGGCAGCUCUGUGCUUUCUGUAGUGGAGCGAAGUAAAAUAGAUACAUGUAGUUAAUAUAGUACAGUUCGUUCGGUUGCAGCUUUGUUUAGAACAUUUUUGUAUUCGAACAGUGAACUUAGAAAUAUAAGUAAUUAAGUGUAUAAGUGUAUAAGCAUUAUGAUUAUAUGGAAAGCAUCACUUCCCGUGAAAUGCCGUCUGUAAUUGACUGAGAAGCACGUUCAGCGGUCCAUUAUUUUUCCGUAUAAUGGACAGGCCGCCUGCCCAUUAUAUCUGUGCAAAAAAGACCUCUGUCCGAUAUUUCUAUGUACAGACCUCGCGUUCAGUUCAUAAGAAGUUAGUAAAAACACUGCAACCUACAGUACAUACGGAAUUAUCGAGUCAGUAUUUACAUCAAUAUUUAACAACAAUUGCAUGAGGUUAGGUAUGAUAUGAAGAAUUAUCAAACCAGGAGUUUGUGUUAUCAAUCGAAGCCGAAGGCUGAGUUUCUUUUUCCAGUUCUUUUUCUCAAAUUUUUCCUUUUUUCUUUCAUAAGUGGUUUAAGAUAUUUCAAAACCUUUCGUGGCUGUUUUCAUUCAUAUUUUUUAAUUAUAUUUUCGAAGUCGUAUAUAUAGAAAUUAAUUUGUUAGGUUUAUUAUUCGCAGAUCUUACCGAAGAAAAGCUUGACGUCCGCAAUCUAAUGGAAGUACGAGGUCUGGCUGUAUACGGAGAUUAUCUGUACUGGGUGGACACUCAAUCUGGAAAACUGAAUCGUGUGAAUAAGAUGACAGGUCAAGGCGAACAACUCGUUCAAGGCGGCAUAAAAGAACCCACUGAUGUUUUGGUUGUUGAUAAACAUUCCUUUGAUGGUAAGUUUAUUUGUUAUAGAUUCUUGAAAGUUCGGUGCCAGGUAGCGACGAUAUAACAGACAACUUCUUAGAUAAGGUCGGUGCCAGUGUAGGUAGCGAUGAUAUAACAGACAGCUUCUUAAAUAAGGUCAGUGCCAGUGUAGGUAGUGAUGAUAUAACAGACAGCUUCUUAGGUAAGGUCAGUGCCAGUGUAGGUAGUGAUGAUAUAACAGACAUCUUCUUAGAUAAGGUCAGUGCCAGUGUAGGUAGUGAUGAUAUAACAGACAGCUUCUUAAAUAAGGUCAGUGCCAGUGUAGGUAGUGAUGACAUAACAGACAGCUUCUUAGAUAAGGUCAGUGCCAGUGUAGGUAGUGAUGAUAUAACAGACAGCUUCUUAGAUAAGGUCAGUGCCAGUGUAGGUAGUGGUGAUAUAACAGACAGCUUCUUAGAUAAGGUCAGUGCCAGUGUAGGUAGUGAUGAUAUAACAGACAUCUUCUUAGAUAAGGUCAGUGCCAGUGUAGGAAUGAUGAUAUAACAGACAUCUUCUUAGAUAAGGUCAGUGCCAGUGUAGGUAGUGAUGAUAUAACAGACAACUUCUUAGAUAAGGUCAGUGCCAGUGUAGGUAGUGAUGAUAUAACAGACAGCUUCUUAAAUAAGGUCGGUGCCAGUGUAGGUAGUGAUGAUAUAACAGACAGCUUCUUAAAUAAGGUCGGUGCCAGUGUAGGUAGUGAUGAUAUAACAGACAUCUUCUUAGAUAAGGUCAGUGCCAGUGUAGGUAGUGAUGAUAUAACAGACAGCUUCUUAGAUAAGAUCAGUGCCAGUGUAGGUAGUGAUGAUAUAACAGACAUCUUCUUAGAUAAGGUCAGUGCCAGUGUAGGUAUAGCGAUGAUAUAACAGACAUCUUCUUAGAUAAGGUCAGUGCCAGUGUAGGUAGUGAUGAUAUAACAGACAUCUUCUUAGGUAAGGUGGGUGCCAGUGUAGGUAUUGAUGAUAUAACAGACAGCUUCUUAGAUAAGGUCAGUGCCAGUGUAGGUAUAGCGAUGAUAUAACAGACAUCUUCUUAGAUAAGGUCAGUGCCAGUGUAGGUAGUGAUGAUAUAACAGACAUCUUCUUAGGUAAGGUGGGUGCCAGUGUAGGUAGUGAUGAUAUAACAGACAUCUUCUUAGGUAAGGUCGGUGCCAGUGUAGGUAGUGAUGAUAUAACAGACAGCUUCUUAGAUAAGGUCAGUGCCAGUGUAGGUAUAGCGAUGAUAUAACAGACAUCUUCUUAGAUAAGGUCAGUGCCAGUGUAGGUAGUGAUAAUAUAACAGACAUCUUCUUAGGUAAGGUCAGUGCCAGUGUAGGUAGUGAUGAUAUAACAGACAGCUUCUUGGAUAAGAUCAGUGCCAGUGUAGGUAGCGAUGAUAUAACAGACAGCUGCAGUGUGAGACAGAAACCUGGAAAAUAUAAGCAGAACGUCGACGUUUUGAGCGAAGCCCCCUCCUCGGGAGGUUAGUAGCCAGCUCUAAAACUAUACAGGAACACUAAAAAGCACUACGACCAAUGAGCUCCAUUUAUAUAGUAAGAACUCGCGUCUAAAAAGCCUAUCUAAGGAUGGCAGAAAUUGAUAUCCAGUACCAAUCCUUUUCUAUUACUUUUGUCUGCGCGGUUAGCAGGAGGGUGCAAGGAGUAUGGGGAGAAAUGAUGUUUUAUUAAUUUCGAUUUAAGGACACGAUUAUGAUUUUCUGAACUGGCUAAAGAAACAUAUUUCGCUACAACUACAUUUGAAAAAAAUAGUCGAACUCCACUCUCUACUUGUAAAGUGCACUUCAUUCCUACCCACCCUUGAUCCUGAGAGACUAUACAGUACAUAUACUGUACAGUAUAUAACAUGUACUGGAAAUAACGCCCAAACCAUCUGUUGUGUGGGGUGUCAAACUUUGUUUGCUUUGUAGCACUUUAGCUUUAAUUAAAAUCUGUUGAAACAUUUUAAUUUCUUUCAGUGAAUCAUCCAUGCAUCAAGAACAACAGUGGAUGUAGCCAUCUUUGUUAUGUCAGUCAUGGUCAAGCUCUUUGCUCAUGUCCCAAGUAUUUAAAUCUUGGAGACAACAAACGCACAUGUGAAUGU
This is a messenger RNA of Paramuricea clavata, 10590 nucleotides long. The record is from the annotation of a GenBank genome assembly. NCBI's taxonomy places the organism in Eukaryota, Metazoa, Cnidaria, Anthozoa, Malacalcyonacea, Plexauridae.